This is a messenger RNA of Lepisosteus oculatus (spotted gar), 5070 nucleotides long. RefSeq names its product acyl-CoA synthetase long chain family member 4a (gene acsl4a). NCBI's taxonomy places the organism in Eukaryota, Metazoa, Chordata, Actinopteri, Semionotiformes, Lepisosteidae. Gene Ontology annotation, cellular component: lipid droplet; plasma membrane; endoplasmic reticulum. The record is from RefSeq and is a predicted model, not a curated record. Gene Ontology annotation, biological process: neuron differentiation; long-chain fatty acid metabolic process; long-chain fatty-acyl-CoA metabolic process. Gene Ontology annotation, molecular function: arachidonate-CoA ligase activity.
AGCUUUCAGAGAGGGGCUGACUCACAGCUGCACUCUUGUCUACCACUUCUCUGAGUCAUGGAAUGACGGCGAUGGGGACUGUAUCAUUUCCUUCCAAGGCCGUACAUAUGAUUGGGUAACAGGUUGUGACAGAGAAGAGGCAAAAGUCAAAAGGGUCGCCUUGAAGGAAAACGGACUUCAAAGAUUGAGGAGCACUUACUCUGUCGAUACCGGAGAUAUAAUGUUUAGAAUCUGCGUAGUGGGGCUGACUAUUUAAUCUUCUCAAAGCAGAAACUUCUGCUGUAAAACCUUGAUCCUUGCGGGAGUCACGAGGCUUAUGUCAGUCCAUAAAGGGAUAAGAACCUCAAUUUGAAGAAUUUGCUGGUGAAAUUUCUACUUAGAUCUCCUGAUGUUUGGGUUGUACUGAAUACAUGACAUAGACUUCAGUUGCUGCUACAGCUGCUUUCGUUUUUUAUUAUUUUUUCAUCUGCCCUGGCACCACAUCUUGCUGCUAACCGCCUCAAAGCCUUGUAGUCUAAACCCUCGCAAAGAGCCAUACGUCAUUUUUAGCUUUCUCUGUCCUUUUUGGUUUUUAAAACGCUGGUGCUGUUUAACUUACAAUCCCGUUGCACAAUGAAUUUCAGAGCAGAAGUACAUUCCAUUUUGUUGCUCCCUGUCCAUCUGUUUAUGUGGCUGUACACACUCCUUACCUUUAUCCCAUGGUAUUUCCUUACUGACACCCGAAAGAAAAAGACUAUGGCCAAGCGGAUUAAAGCCAAAUCCACCACCGGCAAGGCUGAAGGUCCCUAUCGUUCGGUGGAUCAUUUUCAAUCUCUGGCCACAAUGGACUUUGAGGGGAAGGAUACUCUGGACAAGUUGUUUGACCAUGCCGUCCAGAGGUUUGGCAAAGCAGACUGCCUGGGAACCAGGGAGGUACUGACGGAAGAAAAUGAAACGCAGCCCACCGGGAAAGUAUUUAAAAAGUUAAUUCUUGGAGAAUACAAAUGGCUCACUUAUGAAGACGUAAACCGUCAAGUCACUCUUUUUGGCAGUGGGAUAGCAGCUUUGGGACAGCAACCAAAGAAUACCAUAGCCAUUUUCUGUGAGACCAGGGCCGAGUGGAUGAUUGCAGCACAGGCCUGCUUUAGGCGCAAUUUCCCAGUGGUUACCCUGUACGCCACUUUGGGAGAGGAUGCUGUGGCCUAUGGCCUGAAUGAAUCUGGUGUCACUCAUCUUAUUACUAGUGUUGAACUUCUUGAAACUAAACUUAAGAAGGUUCUGUCAGAAAUUAAGAACCUAAAACACAUUAUUUGUGUGGAUAAGAAGAAUGCAAGCAAAACUGGAUACCCAGAAGGGCUGCAUAUUCAUAGCAUGGAGUCAGUUCAGGAGCUGGGAGGCAAGCCCGAGAACUUGAGCGUGACCCCAUGUCACCCUCAGCCCACAGACCUUGCUGUGGUCAUGUACACUAGUGGUUCCACUGGACGCCCCAAAGGAGUCAUGAUCAUUCACAGCAACCUGAUUGCAGGCAUGACAGGACAGUGUGAGAGAAUACCAGGACUGGGCCCAAAAGACACUUAUAUUGGCUACUUGCCUCUUGCACAUGUUCUGGAAAUGACAGCUGAGAUUUCCUGUGUCACAUAUGGCUGCAGGAUAGGUUACUCUUCUCCGCAAACACUGUCUGAUCAGUCAACUAAGAUCAAGAAGGGUAGUAAGGGAGACUGCAGUGUGCUGAAGCCAACGUUGAUGGCCGCUGUUCCGGAAAUAAUGGACCGCAUCUAUAAGAACGUAAUGAGUAAGGUGCAGGAGAUGAGCUAUGUACAGAGGACGUUCUUUAAACUGGGCUAUAACUACAAGCUGGAGCAGAUCAAAAUGGGAUAUGAUGCACCGCUCUGUAAUGUGCUGCUGUUUAAGAAAGUGAAGGCUCUGCUGGGAGGCAGUGUGCGAAUGAUGCUUUGUGGCGGGGCUCCCCUCUCCUCCGCGACCCAGAGAUUUAUGAAUAUCUGCUUUUGCUGUCCUGUGGGUCAAGGAUACGGGUUGACAGAGACAUGUGGAGCUGGCACAAUCACAGAAGUGGCGGAUUACAGCACUGGGAGAGUUGGGGCACCUCUCAUCUGCUGUGAAAUCAAAUUACGAGACUGGGCAGAGGGUGGUUACACGAACCAGGACGUGCCCCACCCCCGGGGAGAGAUUCUGAUCGGUGGACCCAACGUCACAAUGGGCUACUACAAGAAUGGCCAAAUUAAUGAGGACUUUUUUGUGGAUGAAAAUGGACAGAGAUGGUUCUGCACUGGAGACAUUGGUGAAAUUCACGCUGACGGUUGCCUACAGAUUGUUGAUCGUAAAAAGGACCUAGUUAAACUCCAAGCAGGAGAGUACGUAUCUCUGGGCAAAGUUGAAUCCGCUCUGAAGAACUGUUCCUUGAUUGACAAUAUCUGUGCAUAUGCAAACAGUGACCAGAACUAUGUAAUAAGCUUUGUGGUACCAAACCAGAAGAGGCUGACAGCUUUGGCCAACAAACAAGGCAUCAGUGGUGCUUGGGAGGACAUCUGCAACCAUCCUGCCAUGGAGUCUGAGGUUCUGAAGGAGAUUAAAGAAGUUGCUACAUCAAUCAAAUUACAGCGCUUUGAAAUUCCAGUCAAAGUGCGCUUGAGCCCUGAGCCAUGGACCCCAGAAACAGGGCUGGUGACAGACGCUUUCAAACUCAAGCGCAAGGAACUGAAGAACCAUUACCUCAAUGACAUCGAGAGAAUGUACGGGGGUAAAUAGGGCUGUGUUUCACUGGCCCGGGGAACAAGUGAAGAAUGUGUGUAAAGUUUGGGUCAUCUUUGACUUUUAAAAAAAAUACUUAUUGAUUUACUAAUCACAUUUGUAAAUGUAAUUAUUUAUAUGCUCGUCUUUGUUGUAAACACAACCGCUAUCUGACAAGUUCGUCCUUUGAAGGGUUACAACAAAAUCUUGUUUGUCUGAAUAAAUCUCACAGUUUUUCAUGGAAGAUUGUCUUUACGAGGUCUUAUAACGUUUUACUUAUUCUGCGGUCUUUAAAGAUAAAAUUGUCUUGUGAGCAAGUUCAUGUUGAGAGGGAAUCAAAAAUACAAAACUGCCAUUUGUUUGUAUUCAUAUUUUGUAUCUCACGUAGCUGAGCUCUAAUGUAUAUGAACUAUGUGUACAUUUAUAAAUAUUUUUGUGCCUGUAAAAAGGGAGUAAGUAUUAUAAUGCUUGAAUUAAAGAUAGAUUCAUUGCUGAUAUUUAAAUAACCAAAAACGUUAAAUGCUUGUGAUUGGUGCAAUGAAACGUUAUUGCUCAGGAUGUCUAGAAGAGCCUGUUUAUUUUAAGGCACUUUACUGCAAAGGAUAUCCACUAGAGGGCAGUAAUGCUGCAUAGUGUGCCUGCUGUAAAAAUAUUCAUCAACAAAUACACUCCCAAAGACAUUCCACUCAAGAUUAUUAGAAAUGUGUGUACAAAUGAAAUGUUGAAAUGUUGUACAAGUUCUAUAAAAUGUUGUAGAUAUUACUGGAUAGCCUAAAUAUUUUUGUGAAAUGUAGUAAUAGUUCAUUUUGCAUUAAAAUACAUAAAAUCAAUUAAUCCACAAAUUAGCAAGCACAACACAAAGCAUUUAUCUUUUCUGAAUUCACUAUUUUUCCGUUAUACAAGUGACAUGCCAUCUCUCAGUGGAUUAGGGGAUACUGAUGUAGCCGGAAAUUUUUUUAACUGAAUUCCAGCCAGUGUAGGUAAACUUUUAAAUAUAACCUCAAACAGAAUCAUUUCAAUGUGAAUAAAUAGGGCAGUUAAGAUAGCUCAGAGUUAGGAUAUCCCCCAUAUUUAUACGUUUUGAAAUGUUUAGAUUUCACGUCAUUUGAGGUACUGAAUGUUACAUUUUAGGUGACAAAGUAUGCUUUUAUUUAUGAUACAUUUUUUCAGACUCCUUGUACUACAUAAAUAGAAAUUAAGACUAUUUUAAAGCCUCCAAAUAUGCACUAGACUCUACAAUCGAAAUUGUGGAAAAUCUACUUAUGUUUGCACUUGUCCUCUCACUAUUGCCUAUGACACUGUAUUUUUUUUUGUUUAUCAUUACUAUUUAUCGGUUUUUGUACAGCAGGACAUUUGUAUCUUUAUUUCCAUUGUUUCUGUACGACACUGUGCAUUUCUUGUAACUAUGAAAAGCACUAUGAUUUUGUACAAUUCAUUCUAUGUUAAUUUAAAAUGUGGUUGCAGGUAGGAAUGCCCUGAAGUAGUGACUGCUAAACUAAAUAAUGGUCAGAAAACAGAACUGCUAACUUGUUAGAUCUACAAAUAUAGAAAAAUAGAACUUCCUGCGAGUGCUAUCUGAAACGAUUUUGCUCUCAAGUGUUUCAAUAAUUCAGAGAAACAAUAGCUAGAGAUUCAUUCUUACAAAUCAGGUAACCUAUUCUGUCAUACUGUUGUGUUUUGGGUACAUUUCAUUGUUCAGUGUCUACAAACAGGAAAAAAGUAUCGAUGGAACUGAUGAAACUUGAAACGUUUGACUUAAAGCAUUUUCACAAAAUGUCAUUUUAUAGCUGUGGCAAAAUGGGGAUGUGUAAUACCUACCAAAUUCAGCAUCUUUGGUAAUAGUUUAAGAGUUUUUUUAAAGACAAUUUGUACAGUAAAUGUUAAAAUGUGCUCACUGUAAUUUGAAUCAAUGUUCGAUGGCUAUAUUCUUCAGUUUAGUCAAUCAGAUCUUUGAGAAAUGUCAUGCAGUGCUUUUGACAAGCUGUUCUUCAGUACACUUUAGGAUGUACAUCUCUCUAAAACUCUAUUGAAAACACUUACGAUUUCAUGUAGUAAGGUACAUUUUGGACCUGAAUAUAGUAAGUUUUUAUAUUUUUUUGUUGCAGCAUGGUUUGUGUUCCUAUUCUGACUCAGACUAACUGAAAUUUGUAUAUAAUUCACCUGUGCUUUAUUCCUUUCAUUUAAUGUCUGUUUGAUCUGUGAAACUGAGGAGUGUUAUUCCUAAUCAAUCUGUUGGCUGCCUCGUACAAAAUAAUGUACACCCUGGGAAAUAAACUUCUCCAUUCACUAUUGAUUCAAAGAGAAAUACUGUAUACUGAAUAAAAGAUCAUAUUGAAAACUGCA